Molecule: messenger RNA, 5787 nt
Organism: Heterocephalus glaber (naked mole-rat)
Lineage: Eukaryota; Metazoa; Chordata; Mammalia; Rodentia; Bathyergidae
Gene: Slc36a4
Product: solute carrier family 36 member 4
Biological process (GO): amino acid transmembrane transport; L-alanine transport
Cellular component (GO): vacuolar membrane
Molecular function (GO): L-proline transmembrane transporter activity; L-alanine transmembrane transporter activity
Source: RefSeq, a predicted model, not a curated record
CGUCCCACUGCGCAUGCUCUUUGUGCUCGGGUGGGGAGCGCUGGGACUGGAGCCGGGCGUCGGGCGCGAGUCUCCCGGGGCUGGGGAGACUUCGGUCUGACGCCGGCCACGCAGCGGCAGGGGAGCGGACACCAAGACGGCGGCGUCCUGGAGACCCCAGAGCGAUGGAAGCGGCGCCGGCGGCGGCCGACGAGGCGGGGCUCGAGGAGCUCGAUAUGGAUGUAAUGAGGCCCUUGAUAAAUGAGCAGAAUUUUGAUGGGUCAUCUGAUGAAGAACAUGAGGCAGAGCUUCUGCCUGUUCAGAAGCAUUACCAACUUGAUGACCAAGAGGGUAUUUCAUUUGUGCAAACUCUUAUGCAUCUUCUUAAGGGAAAUAUUGGAACCGGCCUGUUAGGACUUCCAUUGGCAAUAAAAAAUGCAGGCAUAGUGCUUGGACCAAUCAGCCUUGUGUUUAUAGGAAUUAUUUCUGUUCACUGUAUGCACAUAUUGGUACGUUGCAGUCACUUUCUAUGUCAGAGGUUUAAAAAGUCAACAUUAGGAUAUAGUGACACUGUAAGUUUUGCUAUGGAAGUAAGUCCUUGGAGUUGUCUUCAGAAGCAAGCAGCAUGGGGACGGACUGUGGUUGACUUUUUUCUGGUGAUAACGCAGUUGGGAUUCUGCAGUGUUUAUAUUGUUUUCUUAGCUGAAAAUGUGAAACAAAUUCAUGAAGGAUUCCUGGAGAGUAAAGUAUUUGUUUCAAAUAGUACCAAUUCAUCAAAUCCAUGCGAGAGAAGAAGUGUUGACCUAAGGAUAUAUAUGCUUUGCUUUCUUCCAUUUAUAAUUCUUUUGGUCUUCAUUCGUGAGCUAAAGAAUCUAUUUGUACUUUCAUUCCUUGCCAAUGUUUCCAUGGCUGUCAGUCUUGUGAUAAUUUAUCAAUACGUUGUUAGGAACAUGCCAGAUCCCCACAACCUUCCAAUAGUGGCUGGUUGGAAAAAAUACCCACUUUUUUUUGGUACUGCAGUAUUUGCCUUUGAAGGCAUAGGAGUGGUCCUUCCAUUGGAAAACCAAAUGAAAGAAUCAAAACGCUUUCCGCAAGCAUUGAAUAUUGGCAUGGGAAUUGUCACAGCUUUGUAUGUAACACUGGCUACUUUAGGAUAUAUGUGCUUUCGUGAUGAAAUAAAAGGCAGCAUAACUUUAAAUCUUCCCCAGGAUGUAUGGUUAUAUCAAUCAGUGAAAAUUCUGUAUUCCUUUGGCAUUUUUGUGACCUAUUCAAUUCAGUUCUAUGUUCCAGCAGAGAUCAUUAUCCCUGGAGUCAUAUCCAAAUUUCAUGCAAAAGGGAAGCAAAUCUGUGAAUUUGGGAUAAGGUCCUUCUUGGUUAGUAUCACUUGUGCUGGAGCAAUUCUCAUUCCUCGCUUAGAUAUUGUGAUUUCCUUUGUUGGCGCUGUGAGCAGCAGCACAUUGGCCUUGAUCCUACCACCUUUGGUGGAAAUUCUUACAUUUUCUAAGGAGCAUUACAAUAUAUGGAUGAUCCUGAAAAAUAUUUCUAUAGCAUUCACUGGAGUUGUUGGCUUCUUACUAGGUACAUAUGUAACUGUUGAAGAAAUUGUUUAUCCUACUCCCAGAGUUAUAACAGGUACUUCACAAAGUCCCUCUCUAAAUUGGAAUUCUACGUGCUUAACAUCUGGUUUGAAAUAGUAGAAGCAGAGAUAUUAGUCUUUUGUCUCAAUUCUGAAAAUAAUUAAAAUAAGAACCAGUAAAAUGCAUUGCUAUAUACUAAAAACAGAACCAAAUUCUCUUUUCCUUUGGUACAGUAUUAAUAUUUUGGCAGUAAACUCUUUAAUUCUUCACCAGCAUUUGGUAAACCAUGGCGGAUCCUUGGUGUUUAGUAGCAAUAAGUUUUUAAAAAUUAGUUUUGAAAAUUGAAAUAUUAAAAAGUAAAAUCUGUUAUUCUUUAUUUCUCUAAUAAAUUCUUUAACCAAGAUUUUUCUCUUUACCAUCAUGCUACUCUUUUUUUUUUUCUCAUGCUACUCUUUUGCCACUCGGUUGACAAGAUAUAGGAUUUCAACAAUAAGAUAAAUUGGGACAUAUGUAACAAAAAAUCUCCAGAUUAUCACAGUGAAUGUAAAAGUAAGUUGUAUAAUGUAAAAUAUGUGAUUGCUUUUAUUAGAGAGCAAAAUACUUAUAGGAAAGCCCCUGGAAGUAUAGGAAACUCCUAUUAACCAUAAUGUAAGCAGAAAAUCACCAAAACUGGAAUUAUUUUUACGCUAUAUUGUAAUGAUAGUUGGUCUUCAUACUAAUUAAGAGGCACUAAGCAAGAUACUGUCUUGGUGUUUGAAUCAAAUUUAAGAGGGUCUUUAAAGAUUUUCCAAUACAGCUCCCUUAUUUUUCAGUGGAGAAAAUGGAGUCCCAGAAAGUUUAAGUAACUUGGUCAAGACCACUCAUCUUUGAGAUCAAGAGAACCUGAUUUUCUGACUCCCCAGCUAGGAUUUUUUAUUUUUCACAUAACAUCCAAGAAGAAUAAAUUAUGUUUAGUUUAAUUUAAAUGUUGAGUAAUUAUAUUUUUAUACUUCAAAAGUGAGUGUGUGAUCGUUGGAUAAUAUACAUGACAUGAACAUAAAGUUAGAAAACAGAAUCCUACACUACAGCUUCAUAAAUCUCAACAACAGAAAGGAGCAGUGUUCUUUCAAACAGAAUCAAGACCACUUUCUGGUACAACUGCCGGCUGGUAGAAUGUGCUAAGCUACACCAUUGAUGGCUUAAGUGCUCUUUAUGUUUCUUUCCUCAGUUUUGUGGGCACCGUCUUCCUUAAUGGCAGAAAAUAGAUGUUUGUCCAAAUAUAGGAUUUGUAGACACUUUCAGUCCUGUGGCUUUCCUUAUCAUAGUCUCUGUUGAUUGGACUGGGCAGAACCAUAAAAAUCAUGCUUAGGAAAAACUGAAACAGUAAUAACCUAUUGAGACACUUCCAGACUUCUUCCAGGGAACUGCCUUCUGUCACUCCAUGUUCUUUGAACCCACUUACUAACAAAAGUGGAGUAUCUCAUUUGAUGUGGAAAUUUCAUGAUUUAAAAAAUUCACAUUCUAAAACAUAAACUUUUUAAUCAGCCUGGAGGUAAUCCAGUGAUAUCAUCGAGCUAACUGUAGUGAAUAUAUUCUCUAUUUUUAUAUGUAAAUACUAACUUAUUCAGAUAGGUUUUGCUUAUUACAUCAUUAACUGGUCAUCUAUGGGCUGAGGAUUUAGCUCAGUGGUUUCAUCAUCUGCUGCACAAGUGCAAGGACCCGAGUUCAAUCCCCGGUACCAAAAAAAAAAAAAGAAAGAAACUGGUCAUCUAGUAUGAUCCUAAAGAUAUAUCAGAAGCUUUAUUUUGGUACAAACUCAUAACAAUUAGACUUUUAAAAACAUUUACUUUAGGUAUUAUGACUAAUUACUUACGAUACUUUUAUAUCAAAUCUGUUACAUUCAGUCUUUAGUCAUACUAACAGAACAUGGAAGAAGAUAUGGGAGAAUUAAUCUUCAUUGAAACUAAUGUCAUAUAAUCUUGAAUCUAAUAAUAAAUGAGAUAUUUAAACAUUUUAUAAUGGUAUAAAAUGAGUUGAAAAGCAUUGUUUAAUACAAAGUAGCAUUGUUUUUUAUCAGUUGUCUUCACGUAUUUCUAGUCAAUGUGUACAGUUUUAUUUUUCUGUUUUAACUUGUUUAUUUCCAGAUGGAAUUAAUCAAAUGCAAUGAAAUUUAGAGUCAUUGAUCAUAGCAAUAAGUAAUUUUUAAGUGCAACACAAUUUACACCUUGGGCUUUCUUUGCAGUAGCAGUGCUAAAUCAACAUCCAACACCAAAUUCACUAAAUUAUCAAUACUUUAGAUAUAAAGAAGAAGGGUUAAAAAGGAGAAAAGAGAUUUUAUUAUUAACAAGAAACCCUACUUAGGUGCAAAAUGUAAAUAUACUCUUAUUUAAGGAUAUUUAAUGAUAUGUUUAUCAAUGGACAAUUUUUUCUCUGAAAUUUAGUUUUAAUGAGUCAUAACAUUUUCUAGAGAUUUGUAGAGAAAAUACAGUGGACCCUGAAGUUACCACUGGCCUGACAUUCAAACAACUUGGGUUAAUUAGGUUAAUGGAACAUUCGUAUCUCUCAUUAUCUAUAGCAUGUACCCAGGUAAACAUCCAGAUCUCAGCUGUAUUGACUUAGUUACAACCAGCCCUUGGGUACUGAUCGAGUUCGUAAAUCAAGAGUCCACUGUACUUUGAUUCUACCAACUGUUGCUUUUUAUUUUGGGAGCCUGGAGAAAUGAGAGUAAUUGUGAAAUUUUUAUCUGCUUUCUUUUGGUCCAUUGCAUUAUGGCUAAAGUGGCUUCAGCAUUUAUCUGCUGCCACAGAGAAGAAUUCUCUAAAAGUUAAGUUCCCUAGAAUCAUUUCUGCAGCUGAGGUAGUAAAAAGAAAAGCUUUAUUUACCUAUGAUGAACUCUAUUCCAAGCUAGUUUUCUCCAUUCCCUAACACAGCAGAGAAUUUCAGCAGAGUCAAAGUAACCUCAAAAUUCUGGUUUUGAGACUUUUUUUUUUAAUCAGAGGAUCUUUUCCCACAUGGCUAGAUUUCUUCACAAUUAAAGAAGUUAGAGCUAUCUAUCAAAUACAAACAAGUUCUGUAUUAGCAAAUGCCAUAUUAUUUUAGUUCUGACCUCAGUGGAUUCUCUUUCAUUAAAACCAUUUCUGACUCUUGCUUAAACAGUGCACUUAAUAUUUUUUCAAGGAGUUUAUGACAGUAUUAGUUGUAAAUUUUCUAACAGGGUUUGAUUUUCCUCAAUAUUUUCAUAAUAGUCCUGUUUCAAGGUACUGUAUUAUAUUAAUUAAUGUUCUAUAUUAGUGCCAUUUCUACCUAUGGGAACGCACCACAGCUGUCAAUACGGUGUCUGAAUGGUGUGCAUUUGUUUACUGACAUUCUGUCUCUUAAAAAUUAGGUCUUGUUCUCACUUCUUUUUCUUCAUUUAAGGGGAGAAAGAGCUUGAGUAGGUAGCUCAGUGGUGGAGCGUUUGCUUAGCAUGCCCUAGGAUCAAUCAUCAACCCCCCAAAAAACUAUACAGCUAAUGGAAACAAGUAAAAUUAUUUAAUCAACAAUACCAGUGAUCCAAUGAAUAUUGUCUAUUGAGGAAUAAUGUAAUUUAGUAAAAAUAUAGACCAUUAAUAAUGUAAAAUGUUUUUCUAAAAUCAGGUUUACUUUAAUAAUUUGGCUAAACUACCUUUCUCUUCCUAAGAAAAUGUGAAAAACUGAUAUAAAAUGUGCACAGUAUUUCCUAGCAUUACAUGGCUGACUGUAAUAGUUACUACUUUGCCACUAGCACUUACUGGGCCACAAACUUUUCUGAAACUGAUUGGUUUUGACCUAGGCAACAAAAAAUAUAUUUUAGAAAUGGUAUUUACUCCCAGUGAUAAGUGAACAAUUACUCAAAUUGUUUAACUUUCCUAUGAAAAUUAGCUCGUUCCUAUUUGCAUACAUGUGCCCCCUCAAAAAAUACACACAGUAGGAGUCUGUGUAAAGUAUAUACAAAUAUUGAUUUACCAUUUAAAUUGGAUCUAGGAAGAUAUUGUAUCAAAAGUAUCACUCUAAAAUUAUUGCAUUGGAGUUUUCUUGAUAACAAAUAGGAAAAUAUGUGUUUAUAUUACAAAUAAAUCAAACUGUAGAUUUUUGUUUUUUGAAAUAAUUUUUAGUUUGAAUAAAAAAUAUGACUGCAUGUGAGUCAAUUUACCUAUUUUAUUUGUAAAGGUAUGAGGAAUCUGUGUUAAAGUACUAUGACUCUGAAUUUUCAAUAAAAUGUAAUUUGCUUGCA